Messenger RNA from Eublepharis macularius, 1824 nucleotides. RefSeq names its product cytochrome P450 2J2-like. Gene Ontology annotation, cellular component: cytoplasm; intracellular membrane-bounded organelle. The transcript is spliced from 9 exons. Gene Ontology annotation, molecular function: oxidoreductase activity, acting on paired donors, with incorporation or reduction of molecular oxygen, reduced flavin or flavoprotein as one donor, and incorporation of one atom of oxygen; iron ion binding; heme binding. The coding region runs from base 75 to 1559 and encodes 494 amino acids. Gene Ontology annotation, biological process: xenobiotic metabolic process; arachidonate metabolic process. NCBI's taxonomy places the organism in Eukaryota, Metazoa, Chordata, Lepidosauria, Squamata, Eublepharidae. The record is from RefSeq and is a predicted model, not a curated record.
AAAGCCACUAGAGGAAGAACAUUCAGCCUAUCCAGGUGAAAGAUACAAAGACAGAGAAAAAGAAGCAAAAGACAAUGUUGGGACUACGGGCAAUUUUGAUCGCCCUGCUGGCAUGCCUCCUAAUUCUGCGUUUUCUGAAGCAGCUGUUGUCACGGAGGACCUACCCUCCUGGACCUCUCCGGCUGCCCAUCAUUGGAAGCAUUUGGCGGUUAGGCUUCAAGCCUUCCAAAGAUCUCCUCAUUGAGCUGGCAAAGCAAUAUGGAAACAUUUACACUGUAUGGGUAGGACCUGUACCUAUCAUUGUACUGUCUGGAUUUGAGGCAGUGAAGGAAGGGCUAAUCAACCAUUCUGAAGACUUUGCUGACCGGCCGUUGACCCCUUACCUGACUGCUAUAGCAAAAGGCCGAGGUAUGAUAUUGUCAAAUGGCCACACCUGGAAGCAGCAGAGGAAAUGUGGCAUAGUUGCCAUGCGGAAGCUGGGACUGGGGAAUAAAGGCCUGGAGCACCAAAUACAACAGGAGGCCCAACAGCUUAUUGAGACUUUUGCAUCUUCAAAGGGGCAGCCCUUUGACCCUUCAAUUCCCAUCACUAUUUCUGUCUCCAAUAUGAUCUGUGAUGCGACUUUUGGACACAGUUUUUCUGUUGAAGAUAAAGAAUUUCUCAAGUUGAUGGAAGCCAUUGACUACAUGUUACAAUUUACAGGUAGCAUCGGUCAUGGUCUGUAUGAAGUUUUCCCGUGGCUCAUGGAACGCCUCCCGGGGCCUCAGAAAAAGGUGCUUUUGAGCAUAGAGGCUGUGCAUUCAUUUGCAAAGAAGGAGAUAGAAAAGCAUAAAGAGCAUCAGGCUGCACACGAGCCACAAGAUUUCAUUGAUUUCUACCUAUGUCAGAUGAAGAAAAGCAAGAAUGACCCUAACUCGACAUACAGUGAAGACAAUCUGACUCAGUGUAUUUUUGACCUCUUCAUCGCAGGAACAGCAACAAUAUCCUUCACGUUGCAGUGGGCGCUGCUCUUCAUGGCAAAUCACCCAGACAUCCAAGAGAAAGUCCACAAGGAGAUGGAAGAGGUUUUGGGUUCUUCUCAGUCAUUCACCUAUCAAGAUCGGAAGAGGCUGCCCUACACCAAUGCUGUGGUUCAUGAGAUCCAGCGUUCCCAAUAUAUCUUAUUAUUUGGGCUCCCCAGACAAACUACAAAGGAUGUGAACAUGAUGGGUUUUGUCAUUCCAAAGGAGACCAUUGUUCUUCCAGAUCUACGAUCUGUUCUUCUUGAUCCCAAGCAAUGGGAGACACCUGAGGCAUUCAACCCAAAUCAUUUUUUGGACAAGGAUGGAAGUUUUCUGGAAAAGGAAGCUUUUCUUCCAUUCGGUACAGGGGCUCGUGUGUGCCUGGGACAACAAAUGGCAAAGAAUGAGCUUUUCAUCUUCUUCAUCAACCUGCUGAAUUCGUUCACCUUCCAGCUGCCAGAAGGAGUAAAGCAGCUCAAUGAAGAACCUAUACUUGGGGCAACAUUGCCCCCCCAACCUUAUAAGCUCUGUGCUGUUCCCCGCUGCAGUACAUCAUAAACUAUACAAAUUGGAGUGUCCAUUUGUUACUGUCAAUUUCUUCUUCAUUCGUUUCACAUCAUCCUAACCCUGCUCUCACUUUCUCAGUCCAUUCUUUCCUUGGUUAUUCUGUCAGAGUUUGACUGAUGCCUCCUCAAGAUGGAAUUCUGGCCGAUCUGCGAUGCUGCUGGUUGCUAAACUUGUACAAUUGCCUGACAAAACGGUCUUCUUUGUAGUUUGAGGUCUUCAAAUAAAUACUCAAUACGGAAUUCUGGCAAUAUAUAAA